Molecule: messenger RNA, 1437 nt
Organism: Physcomitrium patens
Lineage: Eukaryota; Viridiplantae; Streptophyta; Bryopsida; Funariales; Funariaceae
Source: RefSeq, a predicted model, not a curated record
AGCUGCGUCGCAGGCAUCAGUCUCAGGAUUUCCUGCACCAAUAAGAGAUCGAUGCCGGCUUAGCAAGUGCCAGCACAUUGUUACGGCAAUUCCACACCGAUGAGCUCUUCUGCAUCGAUCAUUGUAAGCGGAGGCGUGAUGUUGCGGUUUGAGCGUCCAUCUCAGCAUUGCCAUUGUCGGCAUGUUCUUGGUUUUUGUUUUUGUUUUUAUGCGUUGGGAUUGGGGUCCAGGGAUAACUCGACAUUGACGUUGAUGAUUUAUUCGGGGAGAUGCAAGUGUUGUGGCGAUGUCCACGUUUUGAAUGGUAGAAGGGAAGGGGGGAGUGGCACGAGGGCGAAAAAGGGACCAAGGUCCCAAGCGACAUCCUCAACCGACGUUCCGGAUAUCGUUGUGCGGAUUGCGAAUCCGUUGAAUUUGAGCUCUCCUGGGCCGCAGCUAUGGCGUCUUGCCACCCUCUCUCUGUUUCGCGUCCUCCGCUUCUGCACUGUGGCCGACCGUCGUCUCGUUCCUCGCCUGUCGUCUCCGUCGCUUCCUCCUCUCUCCACACAUACCUGAAUUAUCAGACUUGGUUGCGUGUUGUGGCAUCGGCAUGUCCUCGAAGUGUGCCGCUCUUGUUGUGUAACAAAGUCUCGCAAUGGAAGGCUGUCGCUGGGAAUGAUGCGAGUGGGCUCGGCGAGUCUGUGAGUAGCUGGGGAUGGAGACGGAGGGGUCGAAUGAGGGGUUCGAAAUUGGCGUGCCGCGCUGGCCUGAUUGAGCCUGCGGUGCGCCUGGUGUUGGCGGAUAUGGAUCCCGAAAAUUUGCAGAAUUUGAUCAUUGGAGCCAGCGUGUUAGCUGCUACGUCUGCUUCUCUCUAUUAUGGACUCAAGGGUGAACCUGUAACGUGUGCGAAAUGUGGAGGCAAUGGAGGGACAAAAUGUGUAUUCUGCGUGGACGGGAAAAUGAAGACAGAAGCUGGGCUGACGGAUUGCCGUGUCUGCAAAGGAGCAGGCCUAAUCCUUUGCAAAACAUGCAAAGGAUCGGGGUACUCACGGCGUAUGUGAUGAUAUCCACAAUGUAGAGCCCGCAUUUCACUCGGUUUUCCAGAAUCGAUGAAUAGGCCGAGGUCUUGACGAUUGUACUGUAGUUGCGUUUAUCUUUGUCCAGUAUUCAACCAGAAUUAUUUGAAUGUGCAACAUUCAAUCUCAACUAAGUCCUUGUAGAAUGCUCGAAUCACAACUAAGUCCUUGUAGAAUGCUCGAAUCACAACUAAGUCCUUGUAGUUGCAAAUCACGAGAAGAGGCCCAAGAUGAUAGAACACGAGGUAUACACUGCCAUCCACGCUGCUCGCUUGAUCACUGGGUUUUUGCACAGCCUGGUGCAUUCAGCAGAUCAUUCUUCAGUCCAAUCAAUUAACAGAAGCUGAUGUUUUCAUCUAAUCUCAUUAGUCUUAGCAAACCA